Messenger RNA from Condylostylus longicornis, 2025 nucleotides. RefSeq lists its product as uncharacterized. Bases 360 to 1724 code for a protein of 454 amino acids. The transcript has 6 exons. Gene Ontology annotation, biological process: protein polyubiquitination. NCBI's taxonomy places the organism in Eukaryota, Metazoa, Arthropoda, Insecta, Diptera, Dolichopodidae. The record is from RefSeq and is a predicted model, not a curated record. Gene Ontology annotation, molecular function: protein binding. Gene Ontology annotation, cellular component: nucleus.
GGUAUUUAAAAUUUUUUUACAAAAUUAAAUAUUCAUUAUAUUUUUAUCGUUUAUUAAAAAAACGAAAAAAGGAAAAAUAAAAUAAUUUACAUCAUAUAACAAUAAUUAAAUAAUUAUAAUAUAUUUAUAUAUGUUAUGCCCUUCGGUGAUCAAACGGCUGUGUAAUAUUGCUGUGGAAAAGGAAUACUUAUAUUAAAUAUCGGAUAUAGUAACAAAGAUUUUAAAUUAUUUUGAAACAAUUUAUUUUCAAUUAAAUAUACAUAAAUUAUUUCAUAAUAUUGAAUCAAAAGGUCGUAUUUAAUAAAGUGUAAUAGUUGAUUGAAAUUGGUUUAUUUGAUUAAAUUAAAUGGAUAUAUAAAAUGGCCGGUUGUUUAACAGAUUUUCAUAAAAAUUAUUGUAUGCAAAAAGAAAACAAGGCAGAUAGCGAAAUAGAUUUCGAUGAACUUGAAGAUGAAGCUAAUGAAAAUGAUGAUUCGGAGAUAAAUCAUGAUCACUCGGAAUAUUUUGAAUUUCCGAAUAGUUCAACUUGUUGGAUAUGCAAUGGAUAUUAUGGACCAAAUUUUGAUGAGCCUUUAUGUGGAACAUGUCAUGCAUUUUUAUAUCCAAUUGAAAGUCCAAAUGAAGAAAAUCGUGAACUUGUAACUGAGAUAUCUGAUGAUGAAGAUUCUGGAAAUGAUGAACCCCCGUUUACAGUAACCGAAAAAGACGGAAAACAAGAAAGAGACGUUGACGACGAUGAGAUUGUUGCACCUGCUCGAAAUAUUGAUGUGGUAAGGUUGGGUAUUCGUCGGCAAGAGUUGCCUAAACAAAACGAAGAUAUCGAUACAAAUGAGGAUAAUAAUAAUAUUAAUUUUGAUGACGAACAUUUGCCUCUUAUAAAACCUGUGCAACUAAUAGAACCUCCGUUGCAACUUUCACAAUAUGUAAACAUGUUGUCAGAGCAAAAUUUUGUAGGUCGAUCUGGAAAGGAUAUUUCAGCUUUGCCUGUAGAGGUUUUAAUAUCAAUAUUUUCUUAUUUAGACGAUAUAUCUUUGUGGAAUGCUAGUGAAGUAUGCAAACAAUGGAAAAAAAUAUUAGAAGUAAACACAUCACAAUCAAUGUGGAGGAAAUUCUUAAAACAGCGUUGGCCAUUGUAUAGAAAUUUAAUUGAAGUUCAAAAUUGGUUUAAGAUGUAUUCAGCCUUGAUGUCUUCAUGUUUCUGCAAAACCUGUCUAUAUCAAAUUGCAUUUAAUUCACAUCAACAAAUAGGAAAUAAUGCCAUCAGAAUGAAUCGUCUUAGAUUUGAGUUUCGGUCGCUUAAUAUGGUACAAUCAGAAGGAAUUGAAGCCUUACCUUUGGACCGUCAAAAUUCACACUGGCAAGCAAGCAUUUUGGGACCUACAGGUAGUCCUUAUGAAGGUGGAAAAUUUUUCCUGAAAGUAUUCUUUCCUGACACAUAUCCAAUGCUUCCCCCAAAAAUUAGAUUUUUAACAAAAAUUUUGCAUCCCAAUGUGUCAAGGCACGGUGAUGUCGGUAUUGAUAUUAUUCAACACAAUUGGUCAAUUGCCCUUACCGUAGCUAAAGUACUAUUAUCCUUACAAAGUUUAUUGACAGAUCCAUUUACUGAGGUUUGUAUGGAACCAGAAAUUGGUUAUAUUUAUGAGACAGAUCGAAAAAAAUUCGAAAAUUUGGCGAGAUCGUGGACAUGGAAGUAUGCAAUGUAUGAAAUGAUACCACCCGAAUGAAAAAGCUUCGUUAAAAUCUAUAGGCAUAGACUGAUUAGCUUUUAAAAUAAAAAAAGGAAAAUUAAAAUUGCCACGUUAAAAGCUGCAAAAAAAAGAAAAAAAUAAUGGAAACUCCAAGUGCCAUUUUCUGAAAUCUUACACACUAGCUUUAGUUUUUUAAUUUUCAAUUUAACUUUACGUAAACUGUUAUAGCUGUAUUGUUUUAUUUUUCCAAUAUUCACAAUGAUUGUUUUAUAUAAUGUUUUUGAUUUUGUCAUUUUUUCUAUAAGUUAAUCAAGAAAUAAAAAAUAAAUACAAAUCA